AUGUCUUCCAACACAGAUAACCAGAUGACGAGGUUUCUCUUCGCCAUCCUGAAACAGAAAAACUUGAAAGACAUUGACUGGAACGCCGUUGCCCAUGAUCCGAUACUGGCACAGCCCAUCACCAACGGGCAUGCUGCUCGCAUGAGAUACUCCCGUUUCCGCUCUGCGAUGCUGGGCCUUGAGCCCCAGAAGCGCAACAGAGCCACCGUAGCAAAUAAGAAUCGGGUCACGAAAAACAAAAAGGAGCAGAAGCCGCCCAAAAAGGAGGAGGAUUCCCAUGACGAACGGGUCAAGCCCGAACCAGGGACGCUCGAGUCGAUACGCCACCACGCCGAAGCCCGUCCUAGGUCUCCUGUCAGAGUCAAACAGGAACACCACAAAACUUCCUACCGGCAACAGUUUACACCAACGUCCAUGGCGUCUCCCACCGCCACGGAAUGCCAGCCCACCUUCCAGCCGAGAAUGCUCACUCCCUGCAGCGACGACAUGUUCUCGGCACCGCAAAACUUACAGUUCAGCCCGUCCACUACCCUCAUGGGCGCACACCCGACCUUCGAUCUCCCCCAAGCCAUGUCCUGUGCCCACGAUCAAGACCACCACCAGCACAACCACGACCACAACGCCUGGGCCCCUAGUCCAAUCUACUCAGCCUUUGACGCCGCCUACGACAUUGAGGGGUUUGGAGUCGGUGUCUUGUGCGAUCACCAACAUGUUCAAGGGCAUAAUGACGAUAUGCACGGGUCGCCUGCCCUUGGCUCCCUGAUGCCGGAACACAUGCAUAUCAAGAACGAGCACUGGGACGCUCAGUUCCACUCUUAA
Colletotrichum graminicola M1.001 is the source of this 819-nucleotide messenger RNA. RefSeq lists its product as uncharacterized. The transcript is spliced from 2 exons. Lineage: Eukaryota; Fungi; Ascomycota; Sordariomycetes; Glomerellales; Glomerellaceae. Bases 1 to 819 code for a protein of 272 amino acids. The record is from RefSeq and is a predicted model, not a curated record.